Molecule: messenger RNA, 1645 nt
Organism: Musa acuminata AAA Group (dessert banana)
Lineage: Eukaryota; Viridiplantae; Streptophyta; Magnoliopsida; Zingiberales; Musaceae
Product: ribonuclease H2 subunit A-like
Exons: 11
Coding region: 542-1432 (296 amino acids)
Biological process (GO): mismatch repair; DNA replication, removal of RNA primer
Cellular component (GO): ribonuclease H2 complex
Molecular function (GO): RNA-DNA hybrid ribonuclease activity; RNA binding
Source: RefSeq, a predicted model, not a curated record
GCCAUCUUAUACUAAUCGCCGAUAAAGAGAGCGAGCGAGCGAGCGGCUCCCUCACAUCCUCUCCCCCAUCUCGCGUUGCCAUUAACGACGCUUCGAUCUCUCUCUCGGUAGUCUUCCAGAGAUGGGAUCUCGCCACGACAAAUAGAAGGCCGUCAACGUUCAGGUCCUCCUCCGCUGCAGGCCGUUCAACUAGGACUAGCUGUGGAACAACGCGCCGCAAGUUGUGACCGGCAACGACUAUCAUAGGGAGGUCUCCGUCACGCAGACCAUAGCGGGGAAGCAGUUCGAUCGCGUUUUCACAUUUGAUAAGGUCGUCCAACGAGGACGAGCUGCGAAACAACGCGUUGCAAGUUGUGACCUGCAAUGACUAUUCGAGGGAGGUCUCGGUCACAUAGAUCAUCGCGGGGAAGUAGUUCGAUUGGGUUUUCACAUUUGAUAAGGCGGGAGCAGCAAUUAGGGUUCUUGUUCUUCUUCUUGUUGCUGCGGAGCGUGGUUUCGUGUUGGAGGGCAGGCCAUUGAGAGAUUGGUGGAGAGGGGGGGGAUGAGUUCUGCACCAUUGCCCAAAUGGGCAUCGAAGCCCUGCAUCAUGGGCAUUGACGAAGCCGGGAGAGGCCCUGUUUUGGGUCCCAUGGUGUAUGGAUGCUUGUACUGCACGCUCUCGUACCAGAAGACCCUCGCCACAUUGAACUUUGCAGAUUCGAAGACUCUUAAGGAGGAAAAAAGGGAAGAGUUGUUUGAGAAUAUAAAAGCUGAUGAUUCUAUUGGAUGGGAAGUUGAUGUCAUAGAUCCAAGAGAGCUUUCAGCUAAAAUGUUAAAGAGGACAAAAAUCAAUUUGAAUGAGAUAUCCCACAAUUCAGCUAUUGGCCUUGUUAAAAGGGUUCUUGAUAUGGGAGUUCUCUUAACCGAGGUAUAUGUGGACACUGUUGGAGAUGCUGAGAAGUAUAGAGUCAAAUUAUCUGAAAAAUUUCCUGGUGUAAAAUUUGUGGUGGCCAAGAAAGCUGAUAGCCUUUAUCCUGUUGUUAGUGGUGCUAGUAUAGUUGCCAAGGUCACCAGAGAUAGAGCAUUGCGCAAUUGGGUCCUUGAUGAAACUGCUGAGAAUAUGCAAAGAAACUUUGGAUCCGGCUAUCCAGGAGACCCUGAAACAAAAGCGUGGUUAGACCGCCACAAGCAUAUGGUGUUUGGUUUUCCAACAAUAGUGCGCUUCAGUUGGGGAACAUGCAAGCCUUACUUCAAGGAUUUUGUUGAAGUAGUUUGGGAGUCUGACAAAAUGGAUGAAGAUUGCCCCAACAAUGGAAGGAGUAAACACCAGCAAAAGUUGUCUGAUCUUGGUUUCACUGGAUACAAAAGGAAAAGCGAAGAUAUUGAAUCCAGCGGUAAAGGCCGUUGUAAGUUCUUCCAAGCUCGCAAACUCCAAUUGGUAUCUAAAUUCUAGUGAUGCUUUUGGCCAUUGAUAUCAAGGGUUCACUAUUGGUGAUCAGCCAAAUCUGAUUUUAAGACGGAUCUCAUGGUCAUGUUACCAGAUAUCUACACUUUGUUGUACUUUGUAGCGACUACCAUUUGCCAUUUAGUUGAAAAGCUCAGGUCUCUAUUUAAACACAAACCCUCUUUUUGAUAUAACGGAUACAAAUUGUUGCCCCUUCCUUCA